AUGGGUGUGUGUGUCCUGCUCCUGUUGCUCAGUGUGGCCCUCAGGGUCUCCAUCUCGGCCCAGGUACCACCUCCCACCCCCACAGGAGGUCCAGUCCCCACUGCCAAAUCCAAGGACCCUCCCGCCACCACCCUCCCCAAUGUUCCCUUGACAACAACCAUCGCCCCCCCUCCUCCCCCUCAAACAACCACAGCCCCGAAGGUUGCCGCGACAACAAUGACAACUACCAGAACCGUGGAUGGUGUCAUAUUGACUGCAGGCCCAAGUGGUGCCACCCCUGCGCCCGUCCCCCCUCCACCACCACCUGGCCCAACUGAAGCCCCCAAAAUCCCCACAGGCGUGAACUCCACCACGCAGCCCCCACCUGCUUCAACCACAAUCAGUCAGGUGGUGGAGAAGAAGACACCGAUGACACACCCAUCAUUGCGGUGA
This is a messenger RNA of Oncorhynchus masou masou (cherry salmon), 432 nucleotides long. RefSeq lists its product as uncharacterized. The record is from RefSeq and is a predicted model, not a curated record. The coding region runs from base 1 to 432 and encodes 143 amino acids. The transcript has 4 exons. NCBI's taxonomy places the organism in Eukaryota, Metazoa, Chordata, Actinopteri, Salmoniformes, Salmonidae.